This is a messenger RNA of Trichobilharzia szidati, 4608 nucleotides long. The record is from the annotation of a GenBank genome assembly. NCBI's taxonomy places the organism in Eukaryota, Metazoa, Platyhelminthes, Trematoda, Strigeidida, Schistosomatidae.
AUUUAUCGCGCAAUCACUUGCUAACUAUGGAAAAUAGUGAUUCUGAAUCGUCUGUGGACCAUAAUAGUUUUGCUUCAGUGAUAAAUCUUUAUGAGCAACGUCCUGUGAGUACUGUCUCUGCAGCGAUUACACACGGCGGUGCUCAAAAUAAUUCAUGUUCUACUAACCGUGGUUUUGAAGAGAUUUGUGUACACAGAAAGGAUAACCCUCAAGAUGCAAAGAACUUAUAUUUUACGUCACACGACCGCAACUCGGCUGUUUCGGAUGUUAUUUGUGCACAAGAAAGUGAAUGGGUUCCUGCUAAUCCGAAUAAAAUUUCGAAAAGUGUUCAAACAUCAUUUAAAUUGAAAAAGAAUAUUUCUUCAAGCCAUAAUUUAUCUACAGAGAAAGAUAUCUAUGCAAAUUCAUUGAAAUUAUCUCCAACUGAUACUUUAACUCAUUUACAUAUUCCACAGUAUAGACCGUUACCUGCGCAUAAAUUAGGCAUUAUCUCUGAAGAUUUAUCAUCGGCAUUUCCAGUUUUAGAUUUUACAUUCCAACAAAAACAUCGCGACCAAAAUCAACAGCAGCAUCAAAGUAUAUCAGCGUCUGCAGCAUCGUCAUCCUCAGGAACAGGAUCGACAGCAGUCACAAUUUAUACAACAACAGUGUUAUCACCUUCAGUAAUCAACACAUCUCUAACAAACUAUGAAUCUCAACAAACGAACAUCUAUGAUAACUCUCUAACACACUCAUAUGAGAAGAGUUCCAUACGAUUAAUGUUAAGUGAGAAUGCAAAUCAAAAUUAUCCUAUUGUAUACUAUAAUCAAAAGGUGUGUGAUUAUAAUAAAUAUUUUCCAGAGCAAUCUAUUGCUUUAACAGAUCGUAGUAUUGUCAGUAAGCAAGAUCAGUCAUCUACAGCUAAAUUUUCUUAUCCUGGUGGUGAUUCAGGUAUAAGCAAUACAAGCCCAGAUACGUAUAGUCUUUCAGAGCCUGGUCUUGUUGCCUCAACAUCUCAGUAUCCAUUAGAUAACAGCGAUAUUUAUAAUCAGGGGAAAGUAAAUGUAUCCUCACAAACUAUUUCUCACUAUGCUUUAGAUUAUGCUACUACACCAAAACGUAAUAAUAAUAAUAAUGAUAAUAACAAUUACAAAUCAAGACAUAAACUUCAUCCCUACCCAUUUAUAUACAAUAAUCAGCGUUUAUUUAACGCUAAAACAAACACCAGCAAAAAUGUUUGCAUACCUAGCACUUCUACUAAUUAUUCAUACAUAAAACGUAAACGAAGUUAUGACAAAAAGCUACACAAGAUAUGGCAGACAUAUGAAAAUCGUUUAUAUAAAUUCAAUGAAAUCACUUCUUCAUCAUCUUUAUCAUCAGCAUCAGAAUCUGCAUCAACAGCAUCAGAAUCUUCAUCAUCCACACCAUCGUCAUCUACACCGACUAAUUCAUCAACCAGUGAAUUGUUUACUGUUAAAAUGAGUCGCGCUGCUAAAAAUCAAUCGACCGACGAUGAUGAUGACAAUGAUGAAGAUGAUGAGGAGACAACUAGUCAACAAGCUGAAACCAAAAAAGAAACCCUACAAAAUACUCGGUCUAACAUUAAAGGAAUUCAUUCAAUCAGUAAAAGAGAGUAUUCAACCAAAGAGAAUAAAAAGAAAAGCAAUACAAGUAUAUUCGCUUCUAUUAGACGCAGUAAGUCUGCUAAAUAUCUCAUCAAGAUGAUUUAUGGUAUCUUAUUGACCACAAUGGGAUUUCUGUUAGUCUGUGCAAAAGUCAGUGGAGAUACUUCAGUGUCAUUGGCUUUAGAAGCUCUCAUUAAUUUUCUGCUGCUUGGACAACUUGUGUAUUUAGUGACAUUUUAUAUUUCCAAUUAUUGCAAAACAUGUUGUUCAUUUUGUGACUGUUGUCUCGUAAAAAGCAGUAGACACAAUGUUUAUCGAUUUCAUUAUGGUCAGAAUUAUACAACUAACCUAUUGUUGAGACGCGGAUUGAAUCAGACAGUCACAUUUAAUAGGGCUGAACAUCACAGAUCACAUCGAGUCAUUCAUCAGAGUGAUGUAAAACAGGACAGUAAAACUCUUACCUGCUCCAAGGAAAUAAGCAACACUUCUCAACCGGAUAAUUCACAGUAUUAUCAACUUUUGACCUUUGAAAAUACAAGAAUAACACAACCUCAAGUUGGAUUCAGUAAUCAGAAACGCAGCAUGUAUUCUAAUAUUAAGAAUGAUAACAGUAAUAAUAAUAAUAAUAGUAACCGUCACUUGAAGAUAGUUCAGACCACUCCUAAACUAAAUCUAAAUUGUGAAUAUAUAAUUCAGGGAUGUUUUUAUAUCGGAAGCCUAGUCAGCAUUAUCUAUUAUACAGACAAAUUUCUUGAAAUACUCCAUAAUAUAAUGAAUACUGAUUUGAAUCGUUUUCAGCAAUCGUCAUUACUUAACAACAUUUGGAGUCAGUAUACAAAUAUGAAUGCUUAUCAGUACAAUAAGAAUAAUAUCGCAAUGAAUGGUAGUUAUCAACAUUAUAACGAAAGAGAUUUACCUGGUGAAUUGAGAAGCAGUUCUACAGAGAACAACAACAAUAAUAAUACUGUUAGAAAUACAUUAAUUACUGAUAGUCUGAUAAGAUAUAAAGCCAGUCCAAUGAUAAUCAUAAAUCACAAUAAUACUAUGAAUGAUACAAUCAUGAAUAAUCCGAUAAAUAAAACUAUUGACUUAUUUCAACGACAGAUUAUCUACACUUAUUGGUUACAAUUAAUUAAUAAUGCAUUAUGGAUUCUGUUAAUUGUGAUACAAAUACCAUUUAUAAUUCGAUUAAAACGGGUAUAUCAGAAAUCUCUAAAAUUAUCUAAUGGAUUCUUAUUUAUACAUAUUAUAAUUGCAAAUCUAAUCGGUUGGUUUUACGUAACGUAUAUUAGCACAGAAAACUAUUUCAAACACUACCAUGAAUAUAUGCUGAACAGAACAAAAGAAACUGAUGAUUAUUCAGCAGAAAAAUUGGACAGACUAUGGAUUUUAGAAGUGAAUCGCAAUCCAAAGGCCUAUUUAGUGAACGCUGUCGCUCACUCACAUUUAUUCAUUGUAGUUUUGCUUUGGGUUAUUUGGAAUGUUCAGAAACUGGUUAACAUUGUUCUAGAUUCUGGAAAAGGAAGUAAACGACACCGUCUUGUACACUGGGAGAAAGAUAAUUGUUCGUUAUCAUCAUCAUCAUCGUCGUCGGCAUCACAAGAUACGAAACAACCAGCUCCACAACUACCUUCCCCUUCAUCACCAUCUUCUAAGAAAAUGCAUUGCUAUUCGUAUUUCAAGAAGCCAUAUAUGUUCGGUACACUCAGUCUACUAUCGAUAAUCUUGUUGAGUAUACAUUUAUUUUCUUAUAAGUUAGAUAGUUAUUUACAAAUUCUGUUUUGUUACUUAAAUUAUUUUUUUAUUUUAUUAUCAACAGCUUUACAGACUAUUAUACUAUCUUAUUUGCUAAAUCAUGAUAGACAGUUGAAACGAAUUUUAAAUUAUCCGCGCGCGCUAUUGAAAAAUUUCAAUUGGUUUAAAACAAAUCUACUUCACUUUCUACUUUUAUUUCAGUUAACCGGUUCUGUAUGUUAUAAUUUAAUACAAAUUAUUGAAAUUUUCCUACAGUUUACAAUUCCAGGUAAACAGAAUUUUAAAAGUAGUUAUCUUUCCAGUACACCUGUUUCAUCUAUUCUACCUAUUUCGUCUAUUCUUCAAACACGUAAGAUGAUUAAUCCUCAUCACCAGCAUCAUCAGUAUAAUCAUCGAUAUGAAUUAUUAUUUCUAAAAUAUUUGCUUAUUUCAACAUUCUGUUUUGAAAUGAUUGAAAAUUUUCUUGCAUUGUUAUGCUUACCAGUUCUAAUGGUGAAGUGUUUUUCCUAUCAAAUUAUGAAGUCAAAAUUUAUAAUUUGGUUAUUAAUUAAUCUAAUUACAAAUGAGAUUUGUUUAUUAAUUAUGAAGAUUAUAAAUCCACAGUUAUUAAUUUUAGGAAAUGAAUAUAUUUCACAUUCUUCUACAACUUAUGCAACUAAUCACCAUUUUCAUACUAGGAGUACAGACACCAGUGGUGUUAAUGUUGGCGUUGCUAUGACUACGCCACUUGUCAACAACAAUAAUAUUCAUGAUCAUAAUAUUGUUACUUCAACUGUUAACAACAAUAAUCAUACUGGUUUUAUGCCUAACAAUGAAAGAAUCGCUGACAUUUAUUAUUCAACAGGAAUUCCAGUAAUGUCUGUUGACUGGUGGUAUUGGAUAUUUAUAAAACACUUGUCGCAUUCAUUAUCUAUUCUGUUUCGACAGUCUAUUCUGAUUAGUUGUGGAUUUAUAUAUUUCAACUAAUCAAUACUUAUACUUACUUAUAGUAUAAAUAAUAGGAUGUGUUUAAAUGAAAAAAAAUCAUAAUAGGAUUGUUAUGCAGAAUACGUCUCAUUGUGAGUUGUAAAUUAAUGUUCAUUCACCUUUAAUAUGUUAUUUAAAAAUUAUGCUUUAUUGUUACUGAUUUGUAUACCUAACCUUUUUUUUUAGAAAAGUCUUUCACCCUUGCCUUAGGAUUACAUGCAUUUAUGAUUAUCUCCGCGUACAUGUGUAUAUAUGAUGCUUUUUUUAAAUGUGAUUUGAAAGA